AUGAAUGGACCAACAUCUGGGCCAGUAGGAAAUGUAAACAAUUUUCCUCCUAAAUCUAGUUCUUUUAGUCCAACUCCAUCAAAAAACCUGCCUCCUACAAGUUCUAACUAUGGACCAGGACCAAUAAAUCCGGCAUUUGGAGGUAAUCAACGGCUACCACCAACAUCUGUACCACCAAAUUUUAAUCAGCCAAAUUUUCCACUAAGCGGACAUCCACACAGUGAUCUUAGAAACAGUCCACUAACAACUGGACCUCCUGGUAUCAUACCAAUGUCAGGUGCACCUAAUAUUCCCAGGCCACCUGUGUCUGGUCCUCCGGUAGCUCCAUCAAGAAAUAAUGCAAUAAAUGGGCCCACUAUGUUGGGACCACCAACAUCAAUGCAUGUGCAAACGAGAGCACCAACAUCAGUACAUGGUCAGAUGUUGCCUUCAACGUCAGCACAUGCUCAAAUGGGCCCUCCAACAUCAGCACAUGGCCAGAUGGGUCCAUCAACAUCAAUACCUGGCCAAAUGGGUCCACCAACAUCAAUUCCCGGUCAAAUGGGUCCACCAACAUCAAUAUCUGGUCAAAUGGGUCCACCAACAUCAAUACCCAGUCAAAUGGGUCCACCAACAUCAACACGUAACCCGAUGGGGCCACUAAUGUCAACACAUAACCAAAUGGGUAUUACAUCAGAACAUGGUCAGAUGGGACCUCCAAAAGGAUUACCUAGUGGACCGUCAUCUUUGCCAGCUAACCUUAAUCCCAGACCGCCUAUUACAAACCAGCUACACAAUCAAAUAAAUAAUGGACCUACAGAACAACAAGGUUAUAUUUCUAGUCCACCAAACAUGUCAGCUGGGAAACCAGGCUUACAAAGUGGGCCAAUGUUAGGUCAUGCCCCUGGGUCUGCAAGUGUCCUCAACAACAAAUGCAAGUAA
Molecule: messenger RNA, 921 nt
Organism: Melitaea cinxia (Glanville fritillary)
Lineage: Eukaryota; Metazoa; Arthropoda; Insecta; Lepidoptera; Nymphalidae
Product: vegetative cell wall protein gp1-like
Exons: 2
Coding region: 1-921 (306 amino acids)
Source: RefSeq, a predicted model, not a curated record